Molecule: messenger RNA, 1989 nt
Organism: Phalaenopsis equestris
Lineage: Eukaryota; Viridiplantae; Streptophyta; Magnoliopsida; Asparagales; Orchidaceae
Product: pentatricopeptide repeat-containing protein At3g46790, chloroplastic-like
Exons: 2
Coding region: 4-1815 (603 amino acids)
Biological process (GO): RNA modification
Molecular function (GO): RNA binding; zinc ion binding; protein binding
Source: RefSeq, a predicted model, not a curated record
AAAAUGAACGGAAUCCGAACGCAAAAUUUACCCAAAAUCCAAUCCUUCCCCAAAACCCUCCAAUAUCCCCCCAAAUCCAUCGGCGAAACCCUAAAGAAUCUUCUCUCUCAGCUCGACCGGUGCUGCUCUUCCCCCUCUUCUCUUCUCCAACUCCAUGCCAAAAUCCUCAAAUCCCACUUCUCCCACAACCCCUUCCUCCUCACUCGCCUCGCUCGCGCCCACCUCGUCUUCCAAAACCUCGCUUUCGCCCGCAGAAUUCUCUUCAAUUUCCCCAAGAAAGCUCCGCUUUUCUUAUGGAAUGAAACAAUCAAAGCGUUUUCGAGGGGCGGAUUCUUCCGGGAAUCCAUUGAUUUGUACGGUUCGAUGGUCUCGCGAGGCGUUCGUCCGAAUGAGUUCACAUUCACGUUUGUUCUGCCUGCUUGUGCUGGGUUGAGGAGCAUUGAUGAAGGUCGCAGAGUUCACGAGGAUGUGGAAAGGAUGGGGAUGGAGUCUAAUUUGUUCGUGGGGACGGCGAUCAUUGAUAUGUAUGGCAAGUGCCGGCAGAUUGGGCCUGCGCGGGAGGUGUUUGAUAGAAUGCCGCAGAGAAGUACUGCGGCUUUUAAUGCUAUGAUUGCUGGGUAUGUAUUAUGUGGAAAAUACGAGCAAGCAAUGUCGACCUUCGAGCAGAUGAGAAAAUCAGAAGUACAAUAUGAUGCAGUGACUAUGGUGAGUGUCCUCCAAGCUUGUUCCUCUAUAGGAGCCUUGCAACAAGGAAGAUGGAUACAUGAAAAUUUGAUUAAAAAACAUCUGGAGAUAAACUCACAUUUAGGUGCCGCCCUUAUAACUAUGUAUGCGCGAUCCGGCAGCAUAAAAGAAUCGAAAAUGGUGUUCAACGGAAUGCGGGAGAGAGAUCUGGUAUGUUGGACUGCCAUCAUUUGUGGAUAUGGAAUGCAUGGGCUUGCAGAGGAUGCAGAAAUGCUAUUUAACCAGAUGGUGGAAGCUGGUGUUGAGCCUGAUAGUAUCAGUUUUGUGGGCAUUUUGUCUGGUUUCAGCCAUAAGGGGAUGGUUGAUGAGGGCCAGAAAUACUUCAAGAAGAUGACUAAAGACUAUUGUAUUGUGCCUACAUUAGAGCAUUGUGGUUGUAUGGUUGAUUUGCUUGGCAGAGCAGGUAGACUGGAAGAGGCCGAGAGGUUUGUUAAAACGAUGCGCGUGAAACCCGAUGCCGGCGUCUGGGGUGGGUUGUUGAAUGCGUGCAAGAUCUACGGCAAUGUCGACAUGGGCGAGCGACUCACGGAUGAAAUAUUAAAGCUGGAUCCCGGUAAUGCUGGUUGGUAUGUUCUCAUGUCCAACAUCUAUGCGGCCGCGAGGCAUUGGAAUGGUGUCGCGAAGAUGCGGCGGUUGAUGAGGGAGAGGAAGGUUUCGAAGCUUCCAGGGUGGAGUUCGACGGAGGUUGGAGGUGCAAUUCAUUAUUUCGCCUCGUUCGAUAAACAACAUCCUAUGAUGGAGCUAAUAUACAAGUUUUUGAAGGACCUUGAGGAGAAGAUGCGAGAGGAGGGUUAUGUUGCGGAAACCAAAUGUGUGUUGGUGAACUUGAAUGAGGAAGAGAAGGAAGAGAUGCUUUGUGGGCACAGUGAAAGAUUGGCGAUUGCCUUCGGAAUUUUGAGCGCGAAGGACGGGGAGGUGUUAAGGGUGAUGAAAAACUUGAGAGUGUGUGUGGAUUGUCAUUCCGCAACUAAGUUUAUAUCGAAGAUUACUAAGAGGACAAUCAUAGUUCGAGAUGCGAAAAGGUUCCAUCAUUUUGAAAAUGGGGCCUGCUCUUGCGGAGAUUAUUGGUGACUCAUAUGCUCAAUCCUUGUAUAUUAUGUAUGUCAUUUGAUGUAUUUAUGUCCUUUGUUUCUCUAUGAUGUUGGCCUAGAGGUCCAAGGAGAGAUAUACAAGAGUUUCAUGUCUUUAGUUUGUAGGUGGAAUUUUCCUUAGAAUCCAUAUGGGAUAUCAAAUUUUGAUUGUUUA